AUAGUUUCACAAGGUUGGAGAAUGACAAAUUAUCCACUUCAUCGAAUCUAGAAAGGAAGUCAAAUCAAUUGUGGUUGGGAAAGACACGUGCACCGGUCGCGGAUGCAAUGUAGGAGCAACUUUGAAUGCUGAAUAUGCUUCACAAAGAAUACAUAGUAGCGUACCACGAGCUUUUCGCAGCGCGAGAGAACGUGCGACCUGUUGCCUUGACAGGGUAGUAUGUCGAUUUUGAAAAUCCCAUUUUUAGGGAUUAGCAUGGUGCAUGGGAUUUUUCUCUCGGUUUCUUUUGGCUACUCUGUCAAUCUUCAAAUAAAUAGUACAUGGCAACCCUGUUGAUUUGAAUAUCAGGCUGGCUAAAUGCAGAAAAGAUCUCUUUAAAAUAAGGGAUAUAAAAGCAGCCGAAGAUCAGGAAACCAUCACUAGGGACUCGUCCAGAUCUAAGCUUAUCACGAGUGAGAAGAAUGGUCUACUUCAUAGUGUCUCCUUAGGUUUAUGUAAAAAAAAAAGCGGGUUGGAAAGGGAUACGGCUGUGGUUUCUCUGCUUAGACUCUAUACAUAGUCUUUUUUCCCCCACUUUCGAUUUUGAUAACCAUUUGUUCCACAAAACAGAAAAGUGACUACUCAGAAGCUUGGGGAAGCUACACAACUCUUUUAGAAACAAAAAUAGAAAUCCUAUUUUCAAAUGCAUCGCUGGUUGUGUAGUGCGUCUUCGCUGAAGAUGUGCAUCUCAGGUGCUCGAUACUAUAUGCACACGAAUCUUCCGUCGCACGUCGUGGGCAGUGGAGGCUGUUAUCAAAGCCUUCGCCUGUUCUCACGCGUGCACGGCGCUAGGUACCCCUCGGCAAUGGUGGGUGAAAUGCAUGGCAGCGUCUGCGCUAUCCGUCGUACCAUCUCGGACCCGCCGCGAGCAGCGGCAACGACCCAGAAUGGGUUUAAGACCUCCAUCGAAAACGAUCCGGAGGGUGGAUUCGCGUCUAAACACUUUGACUUUCAAGAUGUGGAUGCGGACCGGCUCACACAUUUUUACUGGGAUCGUAACGAGGAUGGCAACCCGUACCAGGUCGUUCCAGAGUUCCAGUGGAUGGGUGAAGAUGAGUUUGAGCAGGAUAACCUGACACACGUCUCCAUGGAAGACCGCAAAUAUCUAAUAUCGGAGUAUUUGUAACCAAAGUAAUUUGCGAAAUAGGUUUCACUUAAACACAUUUCACUCUUAAUUUGAUUAGAUAGAUAGCUCAACGUGUGUUAACAUUUUAAAACGUCGGUUUUCGAAAGCAAUUCGCUUCUCAAGCGACUCUUAAAUCAGUUGAUUGGGGGGUGGGGUGGCUCUAAACAUCAGCAGAUCUUGCCAAGAGGGAAUAGAGGGAGUGUCUUCACUUUCUAUGUUGGGAUGAGUUGUUGUCAUGAUAUUUACGAUUGCUUUCCCUCCGACACAUUCUUGCCUGUUUAGAGGUAUUUGAAUCCUUCUUGUCUUCUUGCUUUCCUCCAUUUCAGAACUUUUCGCGACUCGUUCGAGGUCUAACAUCUGGGAGUACUUUUACGACCUGUAAAAAGUUGAGUGUCAAGGCCACUGUGCAUCAGAAUUGUUUUACCACGUUGUUAGCUUACUUGGUAAUACUUUUUACUCUUCUAUUCGCCGGAAGUUACUUAAAAUGAAAUAAUGCCCUGAAGAUGCACAUAUAUGAGCAAUAAUAGAUAUAAUUCAAAAAUAAAAAAUAUAAAA
Messenger RNA from Phytomonas sp. EM1, 1720 nucleotides. Lineage: Eukaryota; Euglenozoa; Kinetoplastea; Trypanosomatida; Trypanosomatidae. The record is from the annotation of a GenBank genome assembly.